Molecule: messenger RNA, 7283 nt
Organism: Aquila chrysaetos chrysaetos
Lineage: Eukaryota; Metazoa; Chordata; Aves; Accipitriformes; Accipitridae
Gene: CC2D2A
Product: coiled-coil and C2 domain containing 2A
Exons: 36
Coding region: 429-5006 (1525 amino acids)
Biological process (GO): non-motile cilium assembly; protein localization to ciliary transition zone
Cellular component (GO): ciliary transition zone
Source: RefSeq, a predicted model, not a curated record
UCAUUACGUAUAGAAAGGAUAAUUCCCCUGUUGUCGCAAGAUGCUGAUUCAUUCAUGAAGUAUUCUGCAUACAGAUCAUGAGUUCUGAUGCUUUAAGAGGUGCUUAAAGUAGUGGCAGAUUGUUUCUGCCCUAAUUUUGCAUGUUCACACUGUUCAUUCACUUUAACCUGGCUUGUCUGGAAAUGUUUACAAGCAAUUAAGUACUUCAGGAGAUCAAAAACAGAUUCUAAUCUGUUUCUUUCUAGUUUUCAUUUAUCAGAAUGGAACUGAAAUGAAGCAUUUGCUCCAAUGAAAUAGAAUAUGUUUUUACGCACUAACUGAACAGAAUACAAUGGUAGAAAAAAGUCACAGAAGGGAAAUCAUAAGACUUGCCACCUGUUCCUUCUACAUCGAGGACAGGCUUUGCAGAAUUUUCUGUUAGGGAGCGAAUGAGAGAGAAACUAAAAGCAGCAAGGUCAAAAGCAGAAAUUACUUUAUUGCAAGAAGACCCUAGUCCACGACCAAGGCAUUUAAAAAGCAUCAGAGAAAGGAAAACAGAUUUCAGAUUGGAUAAAGCGUCUGAUAAUGAUAAAUUUAGGGAGAUGCAGGAGGAUGAAUCCCAUUUACCAUCAAAAAUGAAAUUUCGUGAUUCUGUAAAAAAGCAUAAGCAAAAGUCAACGUUCCAGAAUGGUUUUCCUUCAGCUGAAGAAGCAUAUAAUUUCUUUACCUUCAAUUUUGAUUCUGAACCAGAGAAUAUAAAGGCUGGAGCCAGGAAAAGGAAUGAAUUAAAUGAAGAAGAGCAGGCAGAAGAAGAAUGUGUAGAAACCCAUGAGGAUGAACAAGAGGAGGAUGAAACGGAUGAAGAUGUACGCCUAGUUAAAGCUGAUGAUUUAUUCAUUAUAGGGCAAACUGCCGAAGAUUUUCUAGUAAUGAAACCUGCUGAUUGUGAAAGCUACUCUGAGCAACUGAAAAAGGAGAAAGAAUUUCUCUUCACUCCCAGCAUGCUAGCAGUGCCCCCUUCUGAGAAGAUGCCUGGAAACAUGCAGCCUAGGUACCUUGAGGAUGAGGGUCUUUACACAGGAGAAAGACCCUUUGUGUCACAGUCUAAUCAAAAUAUUUUAGAAAACAGAGUACUCAGACAGGAGCAAGGGAAAGAGUGGUUUGGUGACGAUGGCAAAAUCUUAGCAUUGCCUAAUCCAAUUAAACAGUCUUCUACUAGGCCUCCAAUAUUCUCAUUGGAAGAAGGCAUUGCACCAGAACUCGAAACAGUGUAUAGAAAGGCAAUAAAAAUGACAGCUGCCAAUCAGUAUCUUGUUGGACCUGGAGAUUUUCAGGGGCCAUUUCAAUUGGAUAUUGAUAUUUCUGGACUGAUAUUCACCCAUCAUCCCUGUUUUAGCCGUGAGCAUGUGUUAGCAGCUAAAUUGGCUCAGUUAUAUGAUCAGUAUUUAGCAAGAAAACAGAAGAAUCUUACCAAACUUCUCACAGACAAGCUGCAUGCUUUGAGGAAUGCUGUGGAGUGUAGUAUAGACAGUGGUGAUGCUGGAGUUCCUAGACCUGUGGCACAACAGAGCAUACCUGAAUACAAAAUUGAGAUCAGGCAAACCAGAAGACUUCGUGAUGCUGAACAAGAAAAAGACAGAAUGUUGCUUAAGACCAUUAUAAAAGUUUGGAAACAAAUUAAAUCCCUCCGUGACUUUCAGAAGUUUACUAACACACCCAUGAAACUUUAUUUGAGGAAGGAAGAGGUUGAUCAGAGAUUAGAUGAAAAAGCAUAUGAAGCAGAAAUUCAGGCUGAGAUAAAUGAAUUACUAGAAGAAUGUAUGGAAGAAUAUGAAAAGAAAAUGAAGGAGUAUAAAACUGAGCUACAAGAGUGGAAAUCCUGGAAGAAGACACAGAAGUCCAAAAAGAAAAAGAAGAAAAAAGACAUUCAUGAAGAAGAAGAAUCGGUAGAAGAUUGUGAUCUUGGUGAGGAACGUGUAAAACCCAUCCCACCUAAAAUGGCCAAUAGCCUGGAAAUAGAGCAGCAGGUUAGAGAAAAAGCUGACAACUGCAGAAGGAAACCUGGAGAGCCUGCUCUAAUUCCUGAACUGGUCCUGUCAGGAAGCGUAACUCCAACUGAGCUGUGUCCUCGAGCAGAAGUUUUGCGACGAGAAGAUGUGAAGAAACGCUCAGCAUUUAUAAAAGUCCUUUUCAACGCCAAAGAAGUAUCAAGGACUGUUACCCGACCAAUAAGUUCAGAUUUCAGAGUUCACUUUGGACAGAUUUUCAAUUUACAAAUAUUCAAUUGGCCAGAGAGUUUGAAACUACAGAUAUAUGAAACAAUGGGUAUGAGCAGUACUACCUUGUUGGCUGAAGUGUUCAUACCUGUUCCUGAGACUACAGUUCUGACAGGCAGUGCUCCUAUAGAAGAAAUAGAGUUCAGCAGCAAUCAGCGUGUGAUGUUGGACCAUGAAGGAGUUGGGAGUGGUGUGUCCUUCUCAUUUGAAGCUGAUGGUAGCAACAAAAUGACUUUAAUGACCUCUGGGAAAGUAUCCAAUAGUGUCUCUUGGGCAGUUGGAGAAAAAGGAAUCCCCUUGAUUCCUCCAGUAUCUCAGCAAAACACAGGCAUUCCAAGUGCUUUAAAAAAUAUUGAUGCUAUUGCAUCCAUUGGCACAUCAGGCUUGACUGACAUGAAGAAAUUAGCUAAGUGGGCAGCGGAAGCAAAACUUGAUCCAAAUGACCCAAACAAUGCAGCUCUGAUGCAGCUAAUCAUGGUUGCUACAAGUGGAGAGGCACAUGUUCCUGAUUUCUUCAGAUUGGAACAGUUGCAGCAAGAAUUUAAUUUUGUUUCUGAUGAGGAAUUUAAUAGAUCAAAGAGAUUUCGACUCUUGCAGCUCAGAAAUGGGGAGGUGGCAGAGUUCCGAAACUAUAAGCAAGUCCCUUUACAUGAACGAGAAAUCAGUGAGAAAAUCUUCCAGGACUAUGAGAAGAGACUGCAAGAGAGGGAUGUGAUUGACAGCAAAAAUUACCUAGAUGCACACAGAGCAGUUGUUGCCAACUAUCUACAGAAGGUUCGAGAAUCAGUCAUAAACCGUUUCCUCAUAGCAAAACACAAUUUCCUUCUCUCUGACCUUGUCAAUGAAGAGGAGAUUCCCAGCCUGGGUUCUGAGGGUCCAGGUAUUUUGGGACUCAGCCUCUUUAAACUGGCAGAGCCAAAACGACCAUUAAAGCCAAGAAGAAAAGAAAGGAAGAAGGUCACAGCACAGAAUUUAUCAGAUGGAGACAUAAAACUGUUAGUGAACAUCAUUAGAGCUUAUGAUAUUCCAGUGAGAAAACCAGUGAUGAGCAAACUUCAACAACCAUCCAAAUCUUCAAGGUCCUUUAACGACAUGUUUGCAGCCUCUCCGUCAGCUCAGAGCCCAACGGAUAGCCCAGACUGGGCAUUCAACCAGGUUUUAGUCCGUCCUUUUGUAGAAGUUUCUUUUCAGCGAACAGUCUGCCGGACAACAACAGCAGAGGGUCCAAACCCCAACUGGAAUGAGGAACUUGAGCUUCCAUUUAGAGCACCUAAUGGUGACUACAGCACCCACAGUUUGCAGUCAGUGAAGGAUGAAGUCUUCAUUAAUGUUUUUGAUGAAGUACUUCAUGAUGCUGUAGAGGAUGAUCCUGAAAGAGGAAGUGGAAUCCGCACUCGUAUUGAGAGACACUGGCUGGGUUGUGUUAAGAUUCCAUUUACCACCAUAUAUUUUCAAGCAAGGGUUGAUGGUACAUUUAAGGUGGAUGUUCCUCCAGUCCUCCUUGGCUACAGCAAAGAAAAGAACCUGGGAAUCGAGAGAGGUUAUGAUUCUGUGCAAAAUCUGAGUGAGGGCUCGUAUAUAACACUGUUUAUUACCAUUGAACCACAGCUUAUUCCUGGAGAGUCAGUCAGAGAGAAGAUGAACGAAAUGCUUAAGAAGUUUGAUACCCAAGAAGAGGAGAAAUUGCUCCAGGCAGCAGCAAAGUAUGAAGCUGAAUGUACAUCAAAGUUUCCAAGCCGCAAAUGCCUAACAACUGUAAUUGACCUCAAUGGGAAAACGGUUUUUAUUACCAGAUAUAUCAAACCUCUGAAUCCACCACAGGAGCUUCUUGAUGCCAUCCCAAAUAGUUCUCAAACAGCAGCAGAAUUGGUGGGUCGAUAUGUUGCUUUGAUUCCUUUUCUGCCAGAUAGUGUGUCAUUUGCUGGAAUUUGUGAUUUAUGGAGUACAUCCGAUCAAUUUCUUUAUCUUCUGGCGGGAGAUGAGGAAGAACAUGCUGUGCUCUUGUGUAAUUAUUUUCUUGGUAUGGGGAAAAAAGCCUGGCUUAUCAUUGGAAAUGCUAUUCCUGAGGGACCAACUGCAUAUGUAUUAACUUUGGAACAAAGUCAAUAUGCAAUUUGGAAUCCCAGUACUGGAUGUUUUUAUGGGCAGUAUGAUACCUUCUGCCCCUUACAAAAUGUGUACUGUCUGAUCGGCUGUGAUAAUAUUUGGUUUAAUAUGCAAGAAUAUGAUUCCCCAAUAAGGAUAAAUUUUGAUAUCAGCAAACCAAAACUUUGGAAGUCUUUCUUUUCAAGAAGGUUGCCAUACCCUGGUCUCCACAGCAUUCAGCCCGAAGAAUUAGUUUAUCAGCAUGCAGACAAGGCUGCUGCAGUGGAACUACAGGGCAGGAUUGAAAAAAUAUUAAAAGAGAAGAUUAUGGAAUGGAGACCACGGCACCUAACUCGUUGGAACAGAUACUGUACCUCUACCCUGCGUAACUUUUUGCCACUGCUAGAACAAAACCAAGGCAAAGACAUAGAAGAUGACCAUCAGGCAGAGCUGCAAAAACAGCUAGGAGAUUACAGGGUCUCUGGAUUUCCUAUUCACAUGCCAUUUUCUGAAGUCAGACCUUUAAUAGAAGCUGUACACAGCAUGGGAGUUCAUACCAUUGAUGUUUCCAAUGUUGAAUUUGCUCUAGCUGUGUAUAUUCAUGCUUAUCCCCAAAAUGUUCUCUCUGUAUGGAUUUAUGUUGCUUCACUUGUUCGAAAUAGGUAGUAUAGACCAGUCAGAAUACCUCAAGAAAUUUGCUUAUGUAGGGGUAAAAAUAACAGAUUUCUCACACUGCUGAUUUGAGCUAUCCCAAGUAUUUUAAAAAUCAAAUGAGAGCCUGAUUGUUAGUAGCUACAAACACAUGAGCUUUAUUCACCCUACAACCACUGAAGAUGCUACUUAUUACUGCUAAGGAAGAGACUGACAGCUUAAAACUCCAGUACUGAUAGGUGAUUUUUAUACAGUAUUUUACAGCUCCCAGUGGGACAUGACACUCUUAAAAGCAUAACACAUGCCCACAUAUAGUGACACUUCAGAGUAAAAUGGUAGUUUAAGCCACCUCCUUUUCAGGUGAAACUUAGUCUUCAAGGCAUGAUUCUAGGAACCAUGUUUUUAGCUAGUCAGUUUAUUUUAUCUACAGACCUCUUCAAAGACAGUGGCAAAUACAAAUAGUUAAGAGUUUUCCAGUACCCGAGUUCCUGAAUGAAGAUCAGGAUUGUUUACUCAUGAAUAAAUUUCAUGCACCAAAGAGCCAGUGAAGGCCAUACUUCAAUUUUUAAGAGGCUGCAUCAUCUGCUACUUCAUACUUAGUGUCUGUAUAAUGCCAGCACCAUUUAGAGGUAUAAGACAACAUUUUCUUUAGAAGUUAAAGUAUUUAGUAAAUAUUUAUACCAAAACAUAAGUGGAAGAUCAUUCGUUUUAUACAAGAAUUUGAUUAAAUUACUUUGGAGUAUGAAAUCCUUAUCUGCAAGUUACCCUAGUAGAAGAUUAUCAAAGAAUAGUUAACAAAAAUCAGGUUCGCUUAUUAGUAUGUUAAGUAGUGGCGUUAACUGUUAAUACUGAUACAAAUAUAUAUCCUUCUCCUGCAGUUGCCUUGCUAAUCAAACUGUUCCAAGUGAAAAUGAUGGUGGGUUGAGCUUAGGAAAAAUGUUCAUCAGAACAUAUCAAAGUUAAGACUGUUCUUGAGCUUAACCCCAAACUAGAUUCAGUUUACCUAAUAAAUACUAGACACAAAAUCUUUGGUUUAGAGCCUGGGGUUGCUGCCACAGGUUCCCCUCCAUAAACCUCCAGCAGAAAGGAGUAGCUACACUGUCAUCACAUGAUGCUUUGCUGAACAACAUUGAUGACAUCUCCCAAGUUUAGUCCAACUCCCCUUCAGAGAAGGCUGAAGAAGAAACAUGGUGUAAGUGAACAGAAUCUUCUGCAGCUGAUGCAGGCCUCAGCUGUGUCUCUACCAAUCUCCACAGAAAAGACCACCUAGCAGCAAGGAGGAGGACCUCUAGCUGCACCUUUCCAGCCUCAGAAACAAGAGUUCCACAACGAGGACAGAUGCAAGAAAGCCCACCAUGUACCUUGUUACUAUUCUCAUCUUACCUCAGUCAGCAUUGCACAAAUGGCCAUAUAUCCACUCUAACCCUUGGGCACCAAAGUAAAUUUAAUGUAGCUGACUUGAAGCAACAGCUGCUGGAAUAAUGGUAGCCUUUUAUACCUCUUCUGUAGGCUUCUAACUGAGCACUGUAUGUUCUGCUUCUAGCCCAUGUUCAGCUGUUAACCAUGAACAGCCAACACUGCAGCAACUCUACAUUCACUAGUAUUUUUCUUACCUUACUACUCUUCAGUAUUAGUGGGAGCAAGAUGGUAUCAAAACUUGCAGUUUAUUGUAAUCUCCAGGUACACCUGCAAACUGACCUCCCAGACACCAAGAAUCCUGAAAGCUACAUAUGUCACCAUGACUGCUGUCCUAAAUAAAUACUACUCAAAAGAAUUUAUCCAAUUAGUAAAACAGGUAAAAAUUACUGACAUAUUGUCAGCCUUCAAAAUUAGGCAGGAUGGGGGAAAAAAAAACCUGUCUGCCUUCUACAAAGGCUGCCACCUACCCCUCCUCUGCCCAAGAGAAAAACCACCUGCAACUAUGCCACUUAGGAGCAGGUGGCCAUUAAAGUUUGCAACUUAACAUGGGCUACAAUACUUACUUCUCUUGCAAUGGGCUCUUCCCCAUACUGCCCACACACACACUUGUGCAGUACUCAUACAUUACUCAUCUCUCUUCCUAGCACAGGUUUCACUCAGCCCAACAAUGGAUUCUCUGCCUACCUGCUAGUCUCUACUGUUUGAUGAGGGCUCUUUUUAAAAAUCAAAGCAACAGGGAAAACGUACUGUUGUCUUCCACACAUUUCACAUUAAUGAAAACAGACUUCCUUGGAAGCCAUUUCAAAAAUGCAUCUUAACACAGUCAUGGGAAGGAAAAAAAAAAAAACAAACCCCAAACAAAACAAAACACCC